ACUUAAUUCACUUAUCUCUAACUUCUUGGGAAGAUAUUUUGUACAAUGCAUGACCUUGUAUCUUUAUUUAUAACAAUCUUCUUCAUCUAUUUUCUUAAUUUAAAGAAUAACAUUGUCUUAAAAGUUUUCAUGACGACCAUCAUGUCGGGAUUACAGCUGCUUUUGCGUUUUUUUUCACUCUUUUUUAUCUUUUCUUCAAGCUUCACUCUUGUUGUUGGGCUUUCCGGUUGUCAUCCCGACCAGAUUCAAGCACUUGUGCAGUUCAAGAACGAGUUUGAUUCCAGCAACUGUAACCAAACUGAUUACUUAGAUGGAGUUCAGUGCAACAACGCCACUGGUGCGGUCACAGAGCUACAACUCCCAAGUGGCUGUCUCACCGGAGUUCUCAAGCCAAACAGUAGCCUCUUUGAGUUGCGUCAUCUUAGCCACCUAAAUCUCUCUCACAACAACUUCACUUCCUCUUCACUCCCUUCGGAGUUCAGCAACCUCAGCAGAUUAGAGGUUUUGUCUCUUUCCUCUAAUAGCUUCAUAGGUCAGGUUCCUUCCUCAUUUAGUAAGCUAACAUGGUUAAACCAGUUGGAUCUCUCCCAUAACCAGCUCACCGGUAGUUUCCAACUUGUCCAGAACCUAACCAAGCUUUCUAUUUUAGACCUUUCCUAUAAUCACUUCUCUGGAACCAUUUCUUCUCUGCUCGCUAUGCCUUUCUUGUCACAGCUUGAUCUCAGUGAAAACUAUCUCACUGGCUCCAUAGAAGUUUCCAACUCUUCUUCUUCACUAAGGCUUGAGAAAUUGUCCCUUUCCAAUAACCAUUUCGAAGGGCAAAUACUAGAGUCUAUCUCAAAUCUCAUUACCCUCAAAUUGCUUGACCUUUCUUAUCUAAACAUAAGCUACCCAAUUGACAUUCAAAUCUUCUCCUCUCUCAAAUCAUUGUUGAAACUUGUUCUUUCCGGUAAUAGUAUAUUAUCAACUAGUUUGGGUUCAGAUUCAGACGUCCCAUUGAAUCUAGAGUGGUUAGAUUUGUCGGGCUGUGACAUCAGAGAGUUUCCAAACUUCUUAAAGAGCCUUCAAAACUUGGAUUUCAUAGACAUUUCCAACAAUAAAAUCAUAGGGGAUCUUCCUGAGUGGUUGUGGAAACUUCCUCGUUUGAGCUCUGUGAAGCUUGUUAACAAUUCUUUCACAGGUUUUGAAGGUUCCAAGGAAGUUUUACAGAAUUCAUCGGUAAAGAUAUUAGAUCUGGCGUUAAACCAUUUCAAAGGACCAUUUCCUAAUCCACCACACUCUCUUUACGUCUUAUCUGCAUGGAACAAUAGUUUCACUGGAAACAUACCUCUUUCAGUCUGCAACCGAAGCUUGCUCUAUAUUCUUGAUCUUUCCUACAACAACUUCACUGGUUCAAUUCCUCGAUGUCUGAGGAAUUUUCAAACCUCUCUCCUUGUUGUGAAUCUCCGGAAGAAUAACUUAGAUGGAAGUCUUCCAGACAUGUGCUAUGAUGGUGCCUUGCUUCGGACACUUGAUGUUGGUUUCAAUCAACUAACAGGAAAGCUUCCGAGUUCUCUUCUGAAGUGCUCCUCUCUAAAGUUUCUAAGUGUGGACAACAACAACAUCAAAGACACGUUUCCUUUCUGGCUCAAGGGUUUGCCUGAUUUGCAAGCCUUUACACUCCGCUCCAACAAAUUUCAUGGUUCUAUAUCUCCUCCGAAUCAAGGACCUCUUGCGUUUCCUGAGCUACGCAUACUUGAAAUAGCAGAUAACAGAUUUACAGGAAGCUUGCCCCAAGAUUACUUUGUGAACUGGAAAGCAUCAUCACUCCAUAUGACUGAAGAUGGGAGUUUGUAUAUGGGAGACUACACCGAAAUUCCUGGCUAUAUCUAUGAAGAUACCAUAGAUUUGCAAUACAAAGGUCUAUUCAUGGAGCAAGGGAAGGUUCUUACUUCCUAUGCCACCAUUGAUUUCUCCGGAAACAGACUUGAAGGACAUAUUCCUGAAUCUAUAGGCCUCUUGAAGACACUGAUUGCACUCAACUUAUCCAACAACGCUUUCACGGGACAUAUUCCUCUGUCUUUGUCAAAUGUUUCGGAGCUCGAGUCACUAGAUCUAUCAGGUAACCAACUCACAGGGACUAUUCCUAAAGGACUCGAGAGACUCUCGUAUCUGGCGUACAUAAGUGUAGCUCACAACCAUCUCACUGGUGAAAUACCACAAGGAACACAGAUCACUGGGCAGCCUAAAUCCUCGUUUGUAGGGAAUGAAGGACUUUGUGGUUUUCCUCUUGAACAAAGUUGUUUUGGUACUAACGCACCACCAAUGCAACAACAGCAAGAGCAAGAAAAAGAAGAGGAAGAAGUGUUGAACUGGAAAGCAGUGGCAAUAGGAUAUGGUACUGGACUGUUGCUUGGAUUGUCAAUAGCACAAGUCAUCGCUUCAUACAAGCCGGAGUGGCUUGUCAAGAUCGCUGGCCUGUAUAAAUGCAAAACUUAUUAGGAUCAUAUGUUUGCCCAAGGCUUUGUUCUGUUUCCUUUUUCAUAAUGGUAUGGAGAGCUCAAUAUAUUGUCUUGCAUUAUAUAUGGUACAACACAAAGAGAAAGAUAGAAAACAGAGCCACGAGAUAGUAUAUUCUUUUUUCUUUUUUUUUUGUGUCACUAAGAAUCAAAAGCUAACAAGAACUAAAGAAUCAAAUUCUCUCGUGACCCACAUGGACUACAACUAUUCUCUUUAUGACCCCAUGUAUAUUUUAUUUUAUUUUUUAUUUAAAUUUAAAUCAAAAAUAGGUAAAAUAACUAAAUAACCUAAAGAUUUCAA
Molecule: messenger RNA, 2799 nt
Organism: Raphanus sativus (radish)
Lineage: Eukaryota; Viridiplantae; Streptophyta; Magnoliopsida; Brassicales; Brassicaceae
Product: receptor like protein 27-like
Exons: 2
Coding region: 46-2481 (811 amino acids)
Molecular function (GO): protein binding
Source: RefSeq, a predicted model, not a curated record